Puccinia graminis f. sp. tritici CRL 75-36-700-3 is the source of this 579-nucleotide messenger RNA. RefSeq lists its product as uncharacterized. Lineage: Eukaryota; Fungi; Basidiomycota; Pucciniomycetes; Pucciniales; Pucciniaceae. The transcript has 2 exons. The coding region runs from base 1 to 579 and encodes 192 amino acids. The record is from RefSeq and is a predicted model, not a curated record.
AUGAAACCGGCUAGCGGUCAAGAGUCAAAAGAAACGGAGCACACCGAAAUUCUUCCGUUAUCGCUGCUGAUCACCGGAGAGAGAUUGUCUUCCCUGUCAUUUCCAUCGACCUUCAGUAAAACUUUAUCGUCUCACGACUACGAUAGCAAUGAGAAGGGAAGCCAUUCCUCCGGAGAAGUGAUCGAAAAAGGUAUAGUUUUGCCUCCUAGUCCUAGGCCAGCGCCCCAUCCUAGUGCCCAUACUGUCGACAGUUCAAUUAAGUUCUGGACAUGGUUCAGCCCUUAUCGACAGAUGCUAUUUCUAGUAGUGAUACUUCAGGCCGUCAUGAUUCUGGUCACUCUGUCCGGUGGUUGGCACUUCGCCAGGACCCAUUCUUCUGGGUUUGUCACCGGAAAUCUGUUGGUGACGAUUGCGAUCCGAUCCGAAUGGGUGAUGCGAUUACUGUAUUGGUUUUCUAUCAAGUUGUUCAGGAUAUGGACCCCCUUGAAGUUCCGAGUGAUAGUCGUAGCCAUCCUGUACCACAUCGGCAAGUCUUAUCACUUGGCGGGUUGCAUAGUGGAUGCGGCAUCGGUGCAAUGA